Molecule: messenger RNA, 315 nt
Organism: Zerene cesonia (dogface butterfly)
Lineage: Eukaryota; Metazoa; Arthropoda; Insecta; Lepidoptera; Pieridae
Product: cytochrome b-c1 complex subunit 6, mitochondrial-like
Exons: 3
Coding region: 76-300 (74 amino acids)
Source: RefSeq, a predicted model, not a curated record
ACAAUUGGCUGACAUUGUCUUUAAUAGAUAUUAUUCAAAAGUUGCAAAUAUUUGGAUUGGCCUAUUUCUUAAAAAAUGCCGAACUAUGAUGAGAACUCGCCCGAUCCACUGACCAAAGCACGCGGCAUUUGUAUGGAAAAGGACCAUCACGUACAGAAGAUAUUAACAACACUGAAGGCUUGUGAAGAGAGAAUCGCGUCGAAGUCGUAUACGGCGGAAACCUGCCACCAGGAGACCAUGGACCUGAUUGAAGCGCUCGACCAUUGUGUGGGUGACUCUGCGUUCCUUCGUAUAAAAUAAACUAAAAUAAAUUAG